AUGUCUGGUCGCGGUAAAGGUGGUAAAGGACUCGGAAAGGGAGGAGCCAAGCGUCAUCGCAAGGUUUUGCGUGACAACAUCCAGGGCAUCACCAAGCCCGCUAUCCGUCGUCUUGCACGCCGUGGUGGUGUGAAGCGUAUCUCUGGCCUCAUCUACGAGGAGACCUGUGGUGUCCUCAAGGUCUUCCUGGAGAACGUUUUCCGUGAUGCUGUCACCUACACCGAGUAUGCCAAGCGAAAGACCGUCACCACCAUGGACGUCGUCUAUGCUUUAAAACGUCAAGGCCGUACCCUUUACGGUUUUGGUGGUUAG
Messenger RNA from Dibothriocephalus latus, 312 nucleotides. Lineage: Eukaryota; Metazoa; Platyhelminthes; Cestoda; Diphyllobothriidea; Diphyllobothriidae. The record is from the annotation of a GenBank genome assembly.